Zasmidium cellare ATCC 36951 is the source of this 3027-nucleotide messenger RNA. RefSeq lists its product as uncharacterized. The transcript is spliced from 6 exons. The record is from RefSeq and is a predicted model, not a curated record. Bases 1 to 3027 code for a protein of 1008 amino acids. Lineage: Eukaryota; Fungi; Ascomycota; Dothideomycetes; Mycosphaerellales; Mycosphaerellaceae.
AUGGCCGCAGAGUCGAGCUUCGGCGAACUAACGAAGCAGUGGGAGAGUCUCAGAAGCAGUGAUGAGGCUCGCCAUAGUUUGGUUGAGGACUUGUUUGAAAAGUUGAAGCUUUCGCACAGCGACAACGAAGGACUGCGUGAAGAGAUCGACACCCUAAAGUUCCAUGAGCGUAACUUCGUACGAAAGAUCAAGGAAGCCGAAGAGGAGAACAAGAAGCUGUCUACUCGCCUGAGGUCAAUCGAACAGGAGAGCCCGUUCUUGUUGGUCCUAAUAGAUGGAGAUAACACGCAUUUCAACGAUGAGUUCGUGAGAGAUGGUGCUGGCGGCGGUUACAGAGCUGCUCAGAGGCUUCACGAGGCCAUCACUUCUCACGCGUUAGACUUACAGAGCGGGAGCCAGUGCAAGAUUGUUGUUCGCAUCUACACAAACAUGUUUCGUUUGUGUGGUGCGUAUGAAAAGUCCGCCGGCUCAAUUAGCGCUCAAUUGGUCCGAGCCUUCAUUGGCGGCUUCAAUCGUGAACUGCCUCUGGCGGAGUUCAUCGAUGUUAGGAACGAUAAGGAGGCAGCCGAUCACAAAAUCAGAGAGAAUCUGACCUUGUAUUGGUCCAACCAGCACUGCAAACACAUUAUGCUGGCUGCGUCUGCAGACAGAGGCUAUGUCAGCUUCCUGCGUCAGUUCAGCACCGCUUCAGUAAAUGAGAGACUUACUCUCGUCGAAUCCAUUCCGUUUCCCGGAGACUUCCAAGCACUGGCAGCUCGUUUCAAGCAGAUCGAAUUCCCAGACAUCUUCCGGAAAGACAAGAUCGUCUGCACCCCUCAGUAUGGGUCAAUCAAUGGCGCAAAUUAUGCAGCGGCCGCGGCCAGUGCUUCGCAGACGCAACCCUCACCUCCAUCCACUGUGGUCACUUCCCAGAACCAGAUUGGUACAUCGACCCAAAAUGCACCGCCGCUGCGGUUCAACCAGAGUGGACAACGUAUCGACCCAAAAUUGGAGCGGUGCGACAAGACUCUGGCGCAAGAGUUGAGCUCUCGAAACUUAUGUGGUAGGCAUUUCCUCACCCGCUGCACGCCCUUGGAAGCGCACUGCCCGUACAAGAAGAGCCACGACGGCGAGCUGUCUGCGACGAUGAGGCAUUGUCCAUCGGCUCGUUUCUCUUUCUUGUAUCUCUUCUUCUGCCUCCUCGCAUCCGUCCAAGCCGCCGGAAGCGACAUCAUCCGCGGGCAUGCCAACAGCUACCCAACCCAUAAGUUCGUCUCCUCCAAACUCAAGGCCCCCAUAAUCGACUUCCAAGUACGCAGCCCAGCGUGUAACGAUGGCGGCUCCUACUUCAUUACACCGCGAGGCUGGAAGGUCCCCUCGCCCGGGCCGAUGAUCCUCGAUGGCGAUGGGAAUCUUAUUUGGACCGACCAUUUCUCGAAUAAGUUUGGUGGCCAGGCUUAUGAUCUUGGGGUGCAGAGGUAUAAGGGCGAGGAGUAUUUGAUGUUUUGGUUGGGGGAUGAUAGGGUUAGGGGGCAUGGGGCUGGUCAUUAUUAUAUGCUCAAUUCAUCCUACGAUAUGGUUCAUAAAGUUGGCGCUGCGAAUGGGAGAUUCGCAGACUUGCAUGAGUUCUUCAUUAACCCGGACAACACCGCGCUUCUGAUCAUCUUCGAGCCGAUUCAAGCGGAUGUGCGGCCGGUUGGACGCAAGUUCAGCGAUGUCUGGAACCAGGCUGCCUACGACUGCCUUUUCCAAGAAGUGAACAUCGAGACUGGAGAGGCGAUCUUCGAGUGGCGAGCUUCUGAACACGUCAAUAUGACCCAUGCGUAUAACAGAAUUGAGGGUCUUGAUCAAGGGACCAGAGAGAAGCCGUUCGAUUUCAUCCACUUGAACUCAGUGGACAAGGACGAAUCUGGCAACUAUCUCAUCUCUGGCAGGAAUCUGCAUGCGAUUCUUUACGUCGAUGGCAAGACCGGAGAGGUACUCUGGACCCUGGGAGGCAAAGGAAACGACUUUAAGGACCUAUCUUCUGGACAUGUGAUCAACAUGGCGUGGCAGCACGAUGCCAGAUUUGUGCCUGCUUCGGCUUUUCGGAAGACUUAUUCUCCUCCGUCAAAGAAGAAGGGCACGGUGACUCGUCUGAUGACCAUCUUCGACAACGCAGCAUUGGAUUGGAACUACAAGUAUGGACCAGGGUAUUCACGGGCCAUGCUGGUGGAGGUGACAUUUCCAACUUCAAAGAGGUCGAAGAGAACUCUGGAAGAGAGUCAUCACGUGGAUCCACGUGCGGACGAUGGACUGAGCGAGAAGGACACUGCCAAAGUGAUGGAAAUCAACGGCAAGGACGAAGCUUACACGGUCCGCAUUGUUCGAGAGUUCAUCCAUCCGAAGCAUGUCCAGUCGUCCACUCAAGGAUCUGUACAGGUUCUCCCUCAAGGAAAGAAAGAAGACUCCAGGCUCCUUGUUGGAUAUGGCAUCAACUCAGUCAUGACCGAGUUCGCCGGCAAUGGCACAGUUCUCUGCGACAUGCACUUUGGCAGUCCUGAUUCUUGGGAAACAGGCAACGUCCAAAGCUAUCGAGCUUACAAGUUUCCUUGGGCUGGACGGCCUCAACAUGCGCCUUCGGUAGCAGUCCAAAGGGAUGUUGCGUAUAUAAGCUGGAACGGAGCUACAGACGUUCAAGAAUGGCUUCUUCAGGUAUCGAAUCAGCUGGAUGACGAAUGGACUGAGAUUGUCAAAGUGGCCAAGACUGGAUUUGAGACUGCCAUACCGUUAAAGACGGCAGAGUAUCAGGCUUCUGGACGAUACAUCCGCUUGCUUGCAAUUGAUGCGGCUGGUCGGAUCCUCGAGAAUGGCGUGAGCUCAAUCGCGGACCGCAGCUUUUUCGGCAAAGUACCUGGACUGGGUCACUUGCGAAUCGACCACGCAAGGCCAUCGCUGCUCAAUCUCGGGGCUGUUUGUUUGGCCUCUGUUGUUGUGGUGGCCCUGUUCAUUCGUCUGCUUCACCGGCGGCGCUCUAUGAGUCGUGCAAAAGGUGGUCAUGCAGAUUGA